Molecule: messenger RNA, 1543 nt
Organism: Medicago truncatula (barrel medic)
Lineage: Eukaryota; Viridiplantae; Streptophyta; Magnoliopsida; Fabales; Fabaceae
Product: WAT1-related protein At4g08290
Exons: 7
Coding region: 93-1256 (387 amino acids)
Cellular component (GO): membrane
Molecular function (GO): transmembrane transporter activity
Source: RefSeq, a predicted model, not a curated record
UGCCUUCUGCACUAAUGUACAAUAUCACAGCAUAGCCACAUUAGCAAUUUCACAUUGCUAAGCACCCAGGAGAGUAAUAGAGAGAUUCAAAAAUGGGUGCGUGGUUGAAAAAUGCAAAGCCAUAUCUACUAUUGUUGGCUGUUCAAUUUGGUUCUGCUGGUAUGUUCAUUUUUGCCAUGGAUGCUAUCAAGAAAGGCAUGAGCCAUUAUGUUUUCAUCGUUUACCGGAAUGCCAUCGCUGCUGUAACGUUAGCUCCCUUCGCAUUUCAUCUAGAAAGGAAAAUUAGGCCGAAGAUGUCUGUCCGUGUAUUUUCAGAGAUUAUGUUACUGGCUUUCUUUGAAAUAAUACUUGAUCAAUGUUUUGCCCUGCUGGGGAUGAAGUUAACGUCUGCGUCGUUCUUGUCAGCUGUGAUGAACUCCGCGCCCUCUGUUACUUUUGUGUUUGCGGUCAUUCUAAAACUGGAGCACAUGAAGAUCAAGGAGAUAGCAUGUCAAGCAAAAAUAAUCGGCACAAUUGUAACAUUUGGAGGAACAUUGCUAAUGGCUCUGUACAAAGGUCCUGUGGUUAGUGUUGUGAGGUCAUCCAUCAGUCAUGCUACCCGCCAGCCUGAAAAUGUGAGCGACCCCUCCGGUGACCGGUGGAUCAUAGGGACAUGUUUCCUCCUCAUUGGGUGUGCUGGCUUUUCCGCGUUUUACAUAUUGCAGGCCAUAACGUUGAGAAAGUACCCAGCACCAAUGUCUCUGGCAACUUGGGUUUGUUUCAUUGGCGCACUUCAAAGCUUCGUGGUAGCAUUCUUCGCAGAGCGCCACAACUCUCAUGCUUGGGCUCUUGGUUGGGAUACAAGACUCUUUGCCCCAGCUUACGCGGGAAUAGUUACAUCAGGAGUGCAGUAUUACAUACAAGGUCUGGUUAUAAAAACUAUGGGACCAGUUAUUGUAACUGCUUUUAAUCCUGUACGUAUGAUCAUCGUAACGGCCCUGGCUUGCAUCAUCCUCUCUGAACAACUUUUUCUUGGAAGUAUUAUUGGAGCCAUAGUGGUGGUUCUUGGGCUUUAUCUAGUUGUGUGGGGAAAAUCAAAAGAAUACAAAGCUCGAAAUCAUGUUGAUAUGCCACCCUCCCCUACAAAAGAGGACUCAUUGCAAGACCAACAGCAGCAGCUACCAGUUACAGCUCCUAGAAAUGAAAGUAACGAUAUUAAUAAAGCACAAUUGGUCAUACACAGUGAAGAAAAAUGUCACGGUUGUGGCCAAAAUUAAAUGUGUCUUGGCUUUGUAUAAACAGACAUUGAUCAGUUUUACCAUUUUCAAAGAGAUAAUGACAAUGAUCUAAGCUCAAUGUCAUGCAUAUGUUACUAGAAAGAGGAAAUUGGCCAUUUGGCAUGGAGCACUAAUUGCUCAUUUAAUUAGUGGUCACUUGUUGGGAGUAUUCAUUAAAGGACAUAGAAAAGAAAGAAAAAAAAAGUGUGAUCCAUUUUGUGGUUUGUGAUUCUAAAUUUGUGAAAGUAAAUGACAUUCUUAAACCAUCUAUUACAUCUUCUUUUACA